Dromiciops gliroides (monito del monte) is the source of this 4021-nucleotide messenger RNA. It is a transcript of the gene SLC38A3, whose product is annotated as solute carrier family 38 member 3. The transcript has 16 exons. Bases 222 to 1754 code for a protein of 510 amino acids. Lineage: Eukaryota; Metazoa; Chordata; Mammalia; Microbiotheria; Microbiotheriidae. Gene Ontology annotation, molecular function: L-asparagine transmembrane transporter activity; L-histidine transmembrane transporter activity; L-glutamine transmembrane transporter activity. The record is from RefSeq and is a predicted model, not a curated record. Gene Ontology annotation, biological process: amino acid transmembrane transport; asparagine transport; histidine transport.
UGACAGCACUGUGUAGUCUGGGAUCAGAGCGGGCAGCGCCAGAUCGCCGAGCAGACCCCGGAACGAACCCCGGAGCCUCUGGUCCCCAGCAGCUUAUAGCUGUUCGCCUGUCCGGCCCGUGUGAUCUCGGGAGCCGCAGAGAGUUUACCUAUCUUGAAGGCACGUGAUCAGGACCAAAAGUUCUCAUUCCCCUGCUGCCCACGUCUGUACCCAGUCCAUCCAUGAACCCUCCAGAGGUGCCCGCACAAACAGAGAUGGUGGAACUGGUGCCCAAUGGCAAACACGUGGAAGGACUCUGCCCUGUGGCUUUGCCCGCUAUAGGAGUUGAAAAGUGUGAGGGUGGAAGACCCAGCCAUGGGGAAGCAGAGGGAUUCCUUCCCCAAAACGUCAGCAAAGAAACACACUUCACAGAUUUUGAAGGGAAAACUUCGUUUGGAAUGUCUGUGUUUAACCUGAGCAACGCCAUCAUGGGCAGCGGCAUUCUGGGGCUGGCAUAUGCCAUGGCCAACACCGGCAUCUUGCUCUUCCUAUUCCUCCUCACCUGUGUGGCUCUCCUCUCUAGCUACUCCAUCCACUUGCUGCUCAAGUCCUCAGGGAUUGUAGGUAUCCGGGCCUAUGAGCAGCUGGGCUUCCGGGCCUUUGGGACACCAGGGAAGCUGAUGGCAGCGAUAGCUAUCACCCUCCAGAACAUCGGAGCCAUGUCCAGUUACCUGUACAUCGUGAAGUCUGAAGUGCCCCUGGUCAUACAAGCCUUCCUCAAUGUACCCGAGCAAACCUCGGUUUGGUACGUGAAUGGGAACUACCUGGUGAUCUUGGUCUCAGUCACCAUCAUCCUUCCCUUGGCUCUGAUGAGGCAGCUGGGAUACCUGGGCUAUUCCAGCGGCUUCUCUCUCAGCUGCAUGGUGUUCUUCCUGAUUGCAGUCAUCUACAAGAAGUUCCAGAUCCCAUGUCCACUCUCUGCCUUCCCUUCCAACGUGACGGGCAAUAGCAGCCACGUGCAAAUCAUCAUGAAGGAGUCCUUGGGUGGGGACCCUCUCAUCCAGGUCUCCAACACUGAGACCUGUUCUCCCAGUUUCUUUACCCUCAACACACAGACAGCAUACACCAUCCCCAUCAUGGCCUUCGCCUUUGUCUGUCACCCAGAGGUGCUGCCCAUCUACACGGAGCUCAGGGACCCCACUAAGCAGAAGAUGCAACACAUAUCCAACUUGUCUAUUGCCGUCAUGUAUGUGAUGUACUUCAUGGCUGCCCUCUUUGGCUACCUCACCUUCUAUGAUCGGGUGGAGUCGGAGCUCUUGCACACUUACAACUAUGUGGACCCCUUUGAUGUGCUGAUCCUGUGUGUCCGUGUGGCGGUGCUCACAGCUGUCACCCUCACUGUCCCCAUUGUCCUUUUCCCGGUCCGGAGGGCGAUCCAGCAGAUGCUGUUCCAAGGCAAAGAGUUCAGCUGGCUCCGGCACAUACUCAUCGCUGUCAUUCUGCUUACCUUCAUCAACCUCCUGGUUAUCUUUGCCCCCAACAUCCUGGGCAUCUUUGGAAUCAUCGGCGCCACCUCUGCACCCUGCCUGAUCUUUAUCUUUCCAGCCAUCUUCUAUAUCCGAAUUGUGCCCAAGGAUAAGGAGCCACUGAAGUCCAUCCCCAAAAUAUUGGCCAUAUGCUUCGCAGGGUUAGGGGUUCUCCUGAUGGUCAUGAGUUUAAGCUUUAUAAUCAUUGACUGGAUCUCUGGGAAGAGCAAGAUCGGCGGCAACCACUAGAACCCAGCGUGGCCUGGAGUCACCCGUCACCCACCCACCUGUGCCAUUGCCUGCCAGGACUGCUAAGCUGCCCGGGCCCUAGGCUGGUGGGGGGAGGAGGAAGGGAGGACAUUUUUCACUCAAUGUGCGUUUUUGUCUUUAAUUAUUAUUAUCCCUGUUGAGGAUCUUUUUUUUUUUUUUAAAGGGGGUGGAGAACCAGGCCUUACCUGGGAUAGAGCUGGAAAGGCUGGUACAUUGGGUUCCUUCCCUGAGGGCAUGGAGGCCUCAGAGGCCGGGCCUUGGGCAUCCUUCAUCUUCCCUCCUGGGGUCUGGGGAGGACUAACAUCUCUUAGGAUACCCUCCCGAUUGUCUCCACCACUCACUGCUCCCCUGGAGGGGCGGGGCUGAUGGGGGACAAUUCUGCUGAGAGGAUCCAGGGAGCCUUCAGUGAGAGUGGUCAGAUUCUCCUCAUCCUCCUGAGUCCCUGGGUCCCCAGGCCUCCUCUCUUGUCUGCUGGACAAAGGCAUCUUCUCCCUGUCGCCAUGUCCCCCCUUCCAUGUAGGGUCUAGAAACCAAUUUGCAGGGGAUGGAAGGGAGAUGAUUCAUGUUCAGAGAUUUUUUUCCUGGCCCUGUUUGCUUCUCACUGGGGCUGAGGAGACUCUUAUCUGCAAGAUCCAGAGCUUCAGUCCUUGGUAGACAGAGCUAGGAAAAGGCUAGUCACCUCCAGCCAACGCCCCAUGCAGAAAGUUGGGAGGAAAUUGUGUUUCCAUCUCCUCUGGGAAGAGGCUGAGUCAGAGUUCACCUUAUCCCCUCCUCCCCUCAGUGACACCACUGGUGGUAACACCACUGGUAAGGGAAUUCCCUGGGAUGGGAAAGACUUACUGUUCUCAGACAGGCAAGGGAGAAGUGAGGGAUGGAGGACACUGUGGGAGAUGAGCCCCCUUUAUAGGCAAGGGCAGGCCCUGCCUCUAGGGGCUGCAUCCUACACUGAUCCCAACCUUCCAUUUCCCCAAGGGGCCCAUCUGUGCUCUUCCUGGGGGCAGAGGGCUUGGCCUGCCACAGCGAUCCCCUGAGCCUUGAUGGUGGGGCCUGGAGACCCUUGCCAGGGCUUCCUCUGGCUCCCCCUUGCCAGUCUCACAUAAACUGUUUCUCCCUCCCCUGCCCUGGUCCCAGUUCAGGAAAGUUGUGCUCUCUGCCAUACCUGAGCAAGGCUAGGUAAACCAGGACCUUAACUGGCUUCAGAGGCUCAAGGGCCCAUCCUAAUUUGGCUCUCCUGGGCCUGGGGGAUGGGAACAGACCAGGACCCUGGCAGACCCCCCCACACCAAUCAGCCUGUUGUGUCAUCUUGCCAAUAUGCCACUUCUGACUGCUUGGCACCUUAUGAUCGGGAGUGGGGGGAAGGGAAGGGAUGCCACUGACCUGAGGGUCUGUAACUAGCCCGGCUGUGGCGGUAAGGUACUAGGGGUGACAGUGAGACAAAGGCUUUCUGAGAAAUCCUCGCGCCUGUAUUCUGAGAUGUGUCUGGGCCACCUGGUACCCAAGUAAUAGACAUCCCUGAGUAUAGGCAAGACAAGAAAGCAGCAGAGAGCAGGUCCUGGUGCCCAGAUGCAGGAGGCCCCAGCGGAGGCUGUGGAGUCUGAGAAACAGCGAGAAUUUUGAGUUCUCAAAGCUGCCACUCCCCCCUCCCCCUGACACACACACACACACACACACACUUCCCAUUCUGGGUCUAUUCCAUCCUGGGAGUGAGAACACCCUGCCUGGUCUUAAGCCGGGAGGUGGGAAGAUGAGAGAGCGCCUGGUGCCAACCCCUUCCAAAUGUGUCGGAAGCAGUAUGGAGAGAGGAAUAGCCUUCAGGGUGGGAGUUGGCAGCCUUAGGCCGGAAGCCCCCUUCCCUCCCACCUCCCCAAUCCCUGAGGGAGGGGAGUGAGGAGUGGGCUGGGUAGACGUGAGGUGCAUUUCUCUUGAGUUCAGGACUAGCCUUGUGAGCCAAGCUCUGGCUUCUGAGAGACUCAGGCCGGAGAGAAGCCUCCCCAACAGGGAGGUGGGAAAUGUUGGGGGGAGUGGGGUGAACUCCCUCACCGCCCCUCCCCCAGGCCUCCAGAAGGCCUGAGACUCAGCGAUUUGGGCUCCCUGCUGAGCAGGCUGGGAGGGGGACCAGUCCCCUCUUGCAGGUUGUAUUUACAAUCCUCUAUCCGAGGAAGCUCCAAGCCUGGAAACACUGAAAUCUGGCCCCCACUGACACACCACAGACCUUCUUAAGAACAAUAAAAGUUGGUGAAAACUCA